Molecule: messenger RNA, 546 nt
Organism: Kazachstania africana CBS 2517
Lineage: Eukaryota; Fungi; Ascomycota; Saccharomycetes; Saccharomycetales; Saccharomycetaceae
Gene: GRE1
Product: Gre1p
Exons: 1
Coding region: 1-546 (181 amino acids)
Source: RefSeq, a predicted model, not a curated record
AUGUCCAACCUAUUAAACAAAUUUACUGAAAAAUUGCACGGCAACGACGAUGAGAACCAACAACAACAACAAGGUCGUCAAGGUCGUCAAACCCGUCAACAAAGACAACAACAGCAACAAGGCUUCAACCAGGAUGAUUCCAUGCAAUCCGGUCAAGGCUAUCAAUCCGGUCAAGGCUACCAAUCUGGUCGAGGCUAUCAGUCCGGUCAAACCUACCAGUCCGGUCAGGACUAUCCAUCCAGUGGCCAAGCUUACCAGAGUGGUACUACUCAACCAGGUUCUUGGGGCAUGAACGAUGAUGCUCAAGAUUUUGGUAACCAACAAUUUGGCAGUCAACAACAAGGUGGCAUGGGAGGUUACGACAAGGACACAUAUGGCACACAACAACAACCAAGUGGUGCUGGUUUCAACCAAGGCAACACUGGUAUGGGUUAUGAACAAGAUGAUGAAGACCAAUUUAUCUCGUCAGGUCAACAAAGAUCUAAGAGAACUGGAAGAGGUCAAAGAAAUGCUAAUGUGAAUGAAGAUAGGGACUUAGACUGGUAG